UCUAUUUCCAUUACUGCUUAGAGUCUCCUGCUGUUUAUUACUAUCAAUAGAGCUUUCAACAAUACAAUUAAGCCUAUGAUCCAAUCAACUUGCAUCAAAAGCAGAGUCACACAGCGAGCACUCAUCAAUUGCACUUUUUUUUCUCCUCUACUCUUUAGCAUUCUCAUUUCUUUUUAUAUACAAGAACAACAGCAAAUAUGACUACCGCUGCUCGUCCCACCUUUGACCCCGCAAGAGGUAACGAUAACAAAGCACCUAGUUUCCAAUACAGUGCUCGUGAUCUUGCCUCCCACACAAAGCUCAAGUUCAGACAGCCUGGCCAAGGUACUAUCGAUGAAAUUGGUGAUAGACAACAGCUUCUGGAAGAAUUGAGAAGAGCAGAACAAGAAUACUAUGAAGAAAAAGAAGGCAAGGCUUCUACAACUCGUCUUAUCAAACAACAAGAAGAAAAUAACCAAGAGAAGCAAAGGCUCUUAGAAGAAGCUGAACGGUUAGCGAAACUAGACAAAGAUGCUAGUGAUCAAGAAAGUGAUAGUGAUGAUGAUAAUAGUAGUAGUAGUAGUGACGAGGAUGACGAUGACGAUGAUAACGCGGCAGAGUUAUUAGCUGAACUACAACGUAUUCGCAAAGAGCGUGCUGAAGAAAAAGAAAGACAAGAGCGUGAAGCUAAAGAAGAAGCAGAAGCUGAAAAAGAAAGAGAAGCAAUGCAAGGCAAUCCCUUGCUGAAUAUCGGUGAUGAAAAGCGUGACUUCAGUGUCAAGAGAAGAUGGGAUGAUGAUGUUAUCUUUAAAAAUCAAGCCAGAGGUGCUGAUGAAAAGCCUAAAAAGAGAUUCGUAAAUGACAUGCUUCGAUCUGAUUUCCAUAGAAGAUUCCUUCAUAAAUAUAUUCACUAAAUAAGGGACAUUUACUGUGGGUGAUUAUUUACAAAUAAAGUUACUGCGGCAUCAAAAAAAAAUAUGAUAUAAAUAGCUGACCUUGUCGAUCUCUUUAUUUCUAUAAUUAUGCC
Messenger RNA from Gilbertella persicaria, 1006 nucleotides. Its product is annotated as Pre-mRNA-splicing factor Cwf15/Cwc15. Lineage: Eukaryota; Fungi; Mucoromycota; Mucoromycetes; Mucorales; Choanephoraceae. The coding region runs from base 198 to 893 and encodes 231 amino acids. The transcript is spliced from 4 exons. Gene Ontology annotation, biological process: mRNA cis splicing, via spliceosome. The record is from RefSeq and is a predicted model, not a curated record. Gene Ontology annotation, molecular function: RNA binding. Gene Ontology annotation, cellular component: catalytic step 2 spliceosome.